Molecule: messenger RNA, 2968 nt
Organism: Clarias gariepinus (North African catfish)
Lineage: Eukaryota; Metazoa; Chordata; Actinopteri; Siluriformes; Clariidae
Product: protein APCDD1-like
Exons: 6
Coding region: 283-1839 (518 amino acids)
Biological process (GO): negative regulation of Wnt signaling pathway
Cellular component (GO): plasma membrane
Molecular function (GO): Wnt-protein binding
Source: RefSeq, a predicted model, not a curated record
ACGAACUUGGAGCUGAAGGAUGUCUCUGAGCUCCUCUAGUCCUGAUAUAACGCGAUCGCUCUCCUUUAAUCUCUAACGACUCCGAACACUUGGGAUCACCGGCGCUGCUGCGCGGCUCAGCCGCAGUUCAUCGGGCGACUCGGGAGGCUCUGGGUGGCUCUGAACCCGCGGGGUCUCCGGCGAUUUCUCUGAGGUCUGGAUGCGUUUUUGCACGUUUUGAUUUUGGGCACCGAACUGGAACUGGAACUUGCACACACACACACACACACACACACACACACAAUGAGGAGCUGUGUGUCAGGCUGCAGGAGAAUGGAUGUGACUUUAACGCUGCUGCUGCUGCUGACGCUGGCAGACUGGACAGUGGGAUCUUCUCUGUAUGUAGCGGACAGUCGAUCACCGCGUCUGGCUCUGGAAAAGAGUUUGAGCUGGCCGCCCAAAGAGGCUCAGUGUCAGCACAUGCUAAAGCGGCUCCAUAAUGGAGCACGUGUCACUGUGCAGAUGCCCCCUAAUAUAGAGGGCCGCUGGGUUUCCACCAGCUGCGAGGUACGUCCUGGGCCGGAGUUCAUCACCCGACUCUACCACUUCCAACAUAACCACACGUUUCAAGCCCACCAGUUCUACUAUUCUGACAACCACUGCACAGUGCCCAGCUACACACUGGUGAUCCAGGGCCAUGUGCACAUGCGCCAAGCUUCGUGGGUCAUACGUGGUGGCACUGAAGCGGACUACAAAAUCCACCAUAUGCAGGUGGUGUGCCACUCAACUGGCUCAGCAAAGGAGCUUAGCAGGCAUUUGGCAAAGAGCUGCGAGGGAAUGAAAAGAGCCAUCUUGGAGCCAAAGAUAAGUUAUGAGCUGUGUAGCGAGGAAGGAAACUGCAACUGUUUCCUCGGCCUGAACUUCACCAUGCACGAGCUGCAACUGCUGCGUGUUGAGAAGCAAUACGUGAACAGGAAUAUGGAGCAGCCGGUGGAGGAACUCUUCCUAGGUGAUAUUGAAACUGAUCCGAGCCAACGGAUGAACCACAAGCCCUCCAGCUAUCAGCCACCACUGCAGAACGCCAAGAAUCACGAGCAGAACUGCAUCGCGUGUCAGAUCAUCUCACACUCGGAUGAGUUCCGCCCUCCCAUCCUUCCGCAGCGGCAUGAGCUCAGUGUACACCUGCACGGCCAGUGGGUUUCCCAGCGGUGUGAAGUUCGGCCAGGCGCACUCUUCCUCACGAGACAUUUCAUCUUCCAUGAUAACAACAACACAUGGGAGGGUCACUACUACCACUACUCAGAUCCUGUCUGCAAGCACCCAACUUUCAGCAUCUUUGCAAAAGGGAGUUACAGCCACAGCGUUCUCUCCACGCACGUCAUGGGAGGAACUGAGUUUGUGUUUGAAGUGAACCACAUGAGGGUGGUACCGAUGGACCCAAGCACUACAUCCCUCCUGAACAUCUUUGAUGGAAAUGAAUGUGGUGCUCAAGGCUCGUGGCACAUUGGCGUGGAGCAGGACGUAACAUCGACGAAUGGCUGCAAGGCCCUAGGGAUCCACCUCCCGCACACAGAGUACGAGCUCUUUCGCAUGGAGCAGGACGCUCAUGGUCACUACGUGCUCUAUAACGGCCAGCGUCCCAGCGAUGGCUCCAGUCCUGACCGGCCUGAAAAACGUGCCACCUCUUACCAGACACCGCUGGUGCAAUGCUCAGCCAGUAGCCAAAAGUCAGGGGGGAACCUUGAUCACCAUUCAAAACUGCAGCACAAGCUGAAUAACAGCUGUUGCCCAGCUCAACAAAGCUACUUGAUGGUGGUUUUUGUGGGUUUAUAUGUGCUGGUUAUACCCUUCCUUGGUUGAAAGAACAACCCCUGAAGCUGAACUGAUAAUUCUGUACAUCUUUGUACAUAUUGACACAAGAGGACCAGAGAAACGUGAGCGCGCACUCUGGCCCCCUUUGAGCAGGUUUACUUGAGACACUUGGGCAAUCUGCUCAAUUUUCUGGUUUCUGGCCUACAUCAAAGGUGGAUUAAAUGGAGAUGGAGAAACGUGUGGAGAGGCAAAAUAUCUUCCUUUUUUAUCUUUUCCUCUGUAGUGAAAAGAGAACUAAAACUGCUGCACCACAGUAACUGCACUUUAAUAAAGCAUGACUGGCAACUUGUAUGGUUCCCAUAUUUAAAAAAAAAAAGAAAAAAAAAAGCAUUUGAUAACUUCUACGUUAUGUUCUCAGCUUUGUGAAAAAGGGUUUUCUGUAUAUUUUCUCAACCUUUACUGUAGACAAAAUAAAUGCUAACAAAUAUAUUUUUCUAUGAGAUGAUGGUGGAUGUGAGAGUGCUUUUAUAAUUACUAAAUGAACCAAUUCAGGGUUGUGUAGAUGAAAAGAGGAUGCAUGUGUACCAUAUUGUCAGUGAUGAACUUUCAGGAUGGUAAAGUAUUAACAUUGAGGUUUCAUUCGUGAUACAGGACACUGUCAAGCUCUUACAUGUUGUUCAUAUUUCGUUUGGAAAAACGCUGAAACAGGCCAGCAGGAGAGUGCCAGUUCUGAUUUCCUGCUGGUUCUUGAUGUCUGCAUGCAUGCUGCAAGCGCAAACGUAUUUGCUUACUGUAUGAGGGCUAUGGCAUGAAAAAUAUUCCAAGCAAUUGUGGCUUCGGACGUCCCACCAAAACCUGACAUUUUUCAUCUCAGUUUGAUCCAGAACUGGAUCGGAAAUGAAAUGGCAAUAUUAAUUUCCCCCACUGGUAUGGAUUGUGUUUGCUGAAAAAGCAAGCCGAGUAAAACGGGAAACUGUUUGAGACAGAGAGGUUAUGAGACAUGUAUUGGUUCCUCCAGAUUUGUGUGUGUUGUUUUGAUACAGAGUACUAUAUUGUUAGGAAAGACUAUGUAGAUCCACAGCUGAACUAAAUGCAUCAUUAACUGUAAGUGCCUUAAAAGACUGUGUCCUAAUAACUGGAUUGUAAGAAUAGAAAUUAAAUAUUUGAGUGGAUUGUA